Molecule: messenger RNA, 609 nt
Organism: Podospora anserina S mat+
Lineage: Eukaryota; Fungi; Ascomycota; Sordariomycetes; Sordariales; Podosporaceae
Exons: 1
Coding region: 1-609 (202 amino acids)
Source: RefSeq, a predicted model, not a curated record
AUGAGGAUUACUUCCGUUAUUGUGCUUGCCGCAGCGCUGGGCGCCUACGCUGCUCCUCAGGCCCUCAACACCAGGGAUGUUACGACCGAUGGGGUCUCCGCUAGAGGAGUGGCCCUUGGUGACGGAAGAGUUGCACUCCCUGCAGUGCAGCCCGGUAGCCGCACCCGCCGAGGCAGUAGUAGCAAGGCUGCUCGCUCUCUGGAUGAUAUAAUCGAGGCCCGUAGUCCCCAACGUGCACCACCACCACCACCAUCACGUGGCGGAGCACCUCCCCCCCCUCAAACAGGAGGCGGUGGCGGUCGAGGUGGUGCUCCCCCUCCUCCCAACGGAGGCGGUCGGGGUGGUGCCCCCCCUCCUCCCAACGGAGGCGGUCAAUUCGGAGUAACCCCAGGUGGUGGCUUCAAUGGCGGUGCACCCCCACAACCUACUGGAGGUCGUGGUGGUGAAAGACAGUUCAGACGUGCCGAAGUUUCAACCUCUGACGAUGUUGACUCGGACUUUGUUGAAGGAGAGACACUCGCCCUCACCGAAGCCAAUCUCGCAGCAAGGGAUGCAGAGCUCGAAGCACGGGACUUCAGCGACAAUGACUCCGUCUUCUUCCGCCGAUGA